GGUGCCCCCGGAGGAUCGCGCUAAUCGCCUUGGCUGGCAACGCUGGGCGCUGGAGGAGCAGCCCGGGGAGGCGGGAGUGGGAGGUGUUGGAGGGGGCCGAGGGAAACCAGAAAGGGAAAGUUGUAGAGGCGGAGAUAAAGCGCCGCUUCGCUCGUGCUGGGAAAGGUUCCUGAGCCUCGGGAGGGGGAGAACGGGCGCGAGGAUCGGCGUGGCGAUGCAACAAGCCCCGGCGUCGGCUGGAUCCACGCGGAGCUGAGACCUUUCUCGGACCGGAGGAGGAAAAGGCGGAGGAACUUUCUGUUGGGAAAGGACGCGGAUCUGCCGACUGUUGGUUGCAGCUCCGGCCAGCUCUCAGCCGCGGCGAGGCGAUCGUCCGAGGAAGGGGCCGCCUUCUCCCGAUGCAGGAUCCAGACCCUUAUUAAUGAUGCGACUCGUGUUCUGGGAGGAGGAGGUGGGCGGCUUGGGCUUGGCGCUGAUGGCGAGAGCUUGAGAGGCUUCGCCCCCCCUCCCUUCCAGAACCGCUUUAAAGACUCCAGCUUGCUGGAUGAGCCGCUCUUGGGCUGCUUCCCUGCCGAGCGCCCCCACCCCGGCCCCCCACCAGCACCGGAGCGCCGCAAACUCAGAAUCGGCCGCCGAGAAACUUCAGGAGCUGCUGCAGCCGCGGCUGGGCUGCGAUGCUGGAAACGAGUGCAGGCCUAGAGACUGACGCGUGAGUGCCAAGCGAUCUGGCCUGAAGAACUCGAACCAUAGUACUUUGAUUUCUUUUUGAAACCCCUCUUCUUUCGUUGGAUUUCUGCCUUCUCCCCUGUCUCUAGUUGGUGGUCCCUGUUUCGCAUCCAGGAUACAAAAUGGCGCUGCCGGGAUGGGGAAAGUUGGGGUCGUUGCCGUUUUCUGAUUUCGUGUUGACUUUCCUCUUGGUCGUCCAAACGUUCACGGGAUUCAGCUCCUGUCUGGAGCAGCAACCCUGCGCUUCCAACUGCACGUGCAGAGGCGAUCUUCUGGACUGUAGCAACCUGGGGCUAGAAGAGGUUCCCAUGGAAAUACCCGCCUGGGUAGUCUAUAUAAACUUGAGCCAUAACAAGUUGACGGAGAUUGAUCCUUCUGCCUUCUCUGGGCUGCCAAACCUGCGGGAGGUGCGACUGAGUAACAAUGAGCUGACAGCCAUUCCAUCCCUAGGAGCAACGUCUUCCAACAUCACCUCCCUGUACCUGAAUCGCAAUAGGAUCCAUAGCAUCAAGGCAAGGGAACUGGAGCCCUAUGUUGCCAUGGAAACAUUGGACCUUAGCUCAAAUAACAUCACAGAAAUUCGAAGUGGCUGUUUCCCACUGGGGCUCCAUAUAAAGGAUCUGUACCUGGGGAGCAACAGAAUCAGCACCCUGGAGACCAAGGCUUUUGAUAGCCUGUCAGGAUCCCUGCUAACGCUUCGCCUGAGUAAAAACAGGAUCACCCAGCUUCCUGUUAAGACAUUCAAGUUGUCCAAGCUAAUGCAACUGGAGUUAAACCGUAAUCGCAUUCGCUCGAUCGAAGGCCUGACAUUUCAAGGACUGGAGAGGUUAGAAGUACUGAAGCUUCAGCGCAACAGCAUAAGCAAACUGACUGAUGGAGCCUUCUGGGGUCUAGCGAAAAUGCAAGUUCUGCAUCUGGAACAUAACAUCCUGACUGAGGUUAACAGUGGCUCUCUAUAUGGUCUUAGUUCUCUUCAGCAAUUUCAUCUUAGUAACAACUUGAUAUCCCGUAUCAGCCCCAAUGGAUGGAACUUCUGCCAAAAGCUACAGGAGCUGACACUGUCGUAUAACAAUCUAACCAGACUGGAUGAGGCGAGCCUGGCAGACCUUGGCGGGCUGCAGAUCCUACACCUCAGCCACAACUCCAUCAGCCACAUUGCAGAGCGAGCGUUUAAGGGGCUCAAAAGCUUGCGGAUCCUGAAUCUGGACCAUAAUGAGAUCUCGGGCACAAUAGAAGACACCAGUGGAGCCUUUACUGGUCUGGAAAACCUAAGCAAGCUGACUCUGUUUGGAAACAAGAUCAAGUCUGUGGCCAAGGAGGCGUUCUCAGGCUUGGAGGCCCUGGAACACCUGAACCUUGGAGAUAAUGCAAUCAGGUCCGUUCAAGCAGACACUUUUGCCAAACUGAAGAACUUGAAGGAGCUCCACAUCAACAGUGAGAGCUUCCUGUGUGAUUGUCAUCUCAAAUGGCUGCCCCAGUGGUUAACCAGGAUGGAACUGCAGCCAUUUGUGGUAGCCACCUGUGCCCACCCAGAGUCAUUAAAGGGCAGAAGCAUUUUCGAUGUGGUGCCAGAACGUUAUGUAUGUGAGGAUUUCCCCAAACCCCAGAUCAUAGUUCAGCCAGAAAAGACAAUAGCCGUCCUUGGCAAGAACAUCCGCUUCACCUGUUCGGCGGCCAGCAGCAGCAGUUCCCCCAUGACCUUUGCCUGGAAGAAGAACAAUGAAAUCCUGAACAAUGCAGAGAUGGAGAAUUUUGCCCACGUCCGGGCCAGGGAUGGCAUGGUGAUGGAAUACUCCACUGUUCUGCUUUUGCGCCACGUCACUUUCACCCAUGAGGGUCACUACCAGUGCAUCAUCACCAAUCACUUUGGUUCUACCUACUCCCAAAAAGCACAACUGACUGUUAAUGUGUUGCCAUCAUUCAUCAAAACCCCCCAUGACAUUGCAGCCCGGACAGGGACGACAGCUCGGUUGGAGUGUGCUGCCAGUGGACACCCUAUCCCAGAAAUCGCUUGGCGGAAAGAUGGGGGCACUGACUUCCCUGCAGCACGUGAGCGUCGGAUGCACAUCAUGCCGGAUGAUGAUGUCUUCUUCAUCACCAAUGUGAAGAUAGAGGACAUGGGUGUUUACAGCUGCACUGCUCAGAACCCUGCUGGUUCGGUGUCUGCAAAUGCUACGCUGACUGUACUAGAGACGCCAAGCUUAGUUCACCCGUUGGAAGAUCGUGUUGUGUCAGUGGGCGAAAGUGUGGUCUUGCAGUGCAAAGCCACCGGGAGUCCACCUCCACGCAUUACCUGGCUGAAGGGCGACCAGCCCCUGGUAGUCACCGAAAGGCAUCAUUUCACCCCUGGUGACCAACUGCUCAUUGUCCUGAAUGUGGCAAUGGAGGAUGAUGGGAAAUACACUUGUGAAAUAUCAAACACGGUUGGAACUGAGAGGGCACACAGCCAAGUGAGCGUGCUGUCCUCACUUGGCUGCCGGAAGGAUGGGACCACGGUUGGAAUCAUCAUCAUCACGGUAGUGUGCAGCAUCGUAUUGACUUCUCUGGUCUGGGUAUGCAUAAUCUAUCAGACCAGAAAGAAGAGUGAAGAAUACAGCGUCACAAACACAGAUGAGACCAUUAUACCGCCUGAUGUGCCAAGCUACCUGUCCUCCCAGGGAACCCUUUCCGACAGACAGGAAGUGGUGGUCCGAGUGGAAAACGGCCAACAGCUCAAUGGCCAUAUACAAAGCAAUGGUGUUUGCCAGACAGACACAGAGAAGAGACCAGUGGUUGAUGAUGCUCCCCCUCUUAUUUAUCGACAGCCAAAGCUAUACCUUGGAUAUAAUAAAGACGCUUGGAAAGCAGAUGAUGUAGCUAAUGGGAUGCUUAUUACAGACAAGACAGGGUACAGCUUACCAGUUGUAUGUACUGAUUGCAGUGGGAGCACAGACAGCAUGAGUGUCACCAUUUACCCCAAAGAGCCAGAUUACCCUCUGGCUGUAGACAACGCUCAUCCAAAUCCAUCCAGUAGCAAAGAGUCCAAGAGGCAUGACAACAGCACACCUGCUGCUAACUAUCAAAGUCCUCCAAAGUGCAACGGGACCGCAAGCAAUAGGAAAUCGGAUGUCAGAGGUACCAUCUACCCCAGCAACCAUGACAGAAUGCCGGCUGCUAGCCCAAGUAAGCUGCUUCAAGUGGAGAGCAAAGGUUCUUCACAACCUUUAACAAAUUCUUCUGAGCUUCACAGCAUUUUACCGGCUUCCGGGGGUUCGGUCAGGCACCUAACAGGAGUUGCUGAACUAUCUCAGACAUUGCCAGCAGUGGAGGCUAAACAAACACUUCUCCUCAAUGGACACUUACCAAGGUCACGUGACUCCCUUCAUGAGUUAAGCCACUGAAGAUCACAAUGGACAGAGGAAAACUGCUCCGUACAAAUAAAUGGAACAUAUUAUGUAUCUACAGAUUUCUUUGCACAGAAUAUCUAAGCUACUUCUACCUCAGGUUCUCAACUGACAGCCUCUCGAUGGGAAAAAAAAUUAAGAGAAAAACAAAAUGAGGUAUAAGAAGCAAGCUUGUGUGGGGGAACAAAGUCCUUUCUGAGCGUUGCCCACUUGUACAUAGUUUGAAAACUUCCAUGAGAAGUAUCAAAAGCUCACACAUUGGCUUGCAUAGAAAGCACAGAAAUGCAAAAAGUUAUUGUGUAAAGUUGGGGGGGCGGGGGUGUAUUUGGUAAAUUUGUACAUAAGAGUUUUCAUAUAUAUAAAUCUAUGUAUCUAUAUAUAUAUAUAUUAUAUAUAUAUCUUCUAACAGAGUUAUUUUAUUCCUUGGUGCAUGAUCAAACAGAGUGAAAUUGUUCAAUGACUCUACAUUGUUUUCUCGCUAUACAGUUUCUCUUCUUUUUUUGUUUUUUCCCUCUCCAAAGUAAUCAUUCUGGUGCCUUACGUGGAACUUCAAGGUCAGGCCCAUAUUUUAAUGGAGCAGGCCUUGAUCAUGAAAAUUUCCUUUAUGUAGCAAAUACCGAAUUGGUUUGCUAAUUCAGUUAUGGAUCCCCAUCAAUAUUGCACUUGACAUUUAAAUUGAAAUUUCAGCAUUACUAGGCAGGGAAUGAUGCAAACUGCCCUUCGAGAAAUUCAUAUACAAGUUUCUUAAAAUAAAUGGGAAGUGUACAAAAGCACACUUGUGAAUUGUGCUUGGCAUAGUUUCCACAGGUGAAAGGUUGGAUGGAAGCUGGCGAAUAUUUUUUAAUGGCAGAACCCACAACUCCUGUCAUGCAUGGUGAGAUACACAGACAAACAUCCAGUUGACAUAAACAUGUUUUAGAUGCACAGAUCUGGUGGGCAGGAUCACCAUUUGUUCAUUGCACUAGUUAAGAUUCAAGUAUCCUAGUGGAACCACAUUUGGUUAGUUCCUUUUUAAAUGCGAAAGAAAUCCCUUUGAAUUUUUUAUGUUCUUUCUAUUUAAGUUCCUCCAGGAAUUAAGAAAAAUGAAUUCAUAGGCUGUAACUACAAUAGGGUACUGUUUUUAUUUUUAUAGUGCUUUGAGAGCUGUUAUCUAAAGCACUGUGAAAAAGCAAGCAAACAAAAAAGGUGAACAUGUGCAGGAAAAACUGUUUUACUUAAAAAUAGAGCUUUUAAACUCUAUAGAAGUGCUGCUUCUCUUGAUGUUUGUACCUGUGUAACAAAAAUAUCAUUUUUGCCCUAGUUUAUAGUUCAAGAUGGUUGCAUUUAAAUCAUGACAGACGGGGAGGAUUUCUUUUUUUUAAAAGCCAUGAUUAAAGGCCACUUUUAGAGAAGCAAACUGCACAACAGGGGGGUGAGAAACACCUCUGUUCAGUCAAGAACUCUCUUUGGGACAGAAUGUGUUGCCCCUUAAUUAGUUCUCAAAAACCAGUGGAAGCCUUGUGAGUGGCUUUGGAGGCAUCUUGACCAUUGCGCUUUCUGAAAUAUUAAGGGUGUUAAGUUCUUCUUACACCAACUUUUUCCUCAACUCUUGCCCUAUUAGAAAAUACCUUACUGAAGAAGGCCACAUAUUUCAUAACUGCAGUACAUUCUUCAAUGGUUGGCUUUAUAGGAAGCAUCUGUUUUGAGAGGCCUGCCACCUGUAAUUUAUCCUGUAGUUUUGAUGGGGAAGGGACACUUGCAUAGGAAAACUGCUCAAAUGCACACUUUUCUCAUAACGCUGGAUAGUCCUGCACUCAUUUCACAGCUCCCUUAAAAUAGUCUUACUCACGGAAGACACGGGGUUGUAAAUCAAGGACAUUAAAACAGUUGUGGGGGGGGGGGGCGGCACACAAACGAAGCCUAGGACUAAAAAAAUGACUUAUUCAUUGACGCUGACCUUUAUGAAGCAAUGCAUAAUUUGGCAAGCUACCUUUCUCUUACCCUUCUGGAUAGUUGAUACACUUGCACUUUGUGGUAGGUGGCUAAUUAUGUAAAGUGCCAACUGAUAGCUACUGAGCAAUCUUUUUUAAGGGGCCAUUUUCUCCCCUUGGGUGAAAGGAAGCAAGAUGUUUAUAAAGGGGAGACAAAUGAGUCAUGGUUGGUUCAUGGGAUAUGAGCACAGAGAGGCAUGAGGUAAAAAAGUAUCACCAUUGGAGAGGCUGCGCACACUUGCUACAUUAACAGUUGGGGGAAAUAUUGUAUUUUUUGAUACAAUUAACUGUUUAAAUAAUGUUACUUCCACUAAAUAUAUGUGAAUCUGCUGCUUCUGAGAGGCAAUGUGAAAGAGGAAGUAUUACUUUUGUGUACAAAGUUAUUUAUUUAUUAGAAAAUUUUGGUACAAUGUUGUACAUUGAGAAGUACAUUGUAAAAAUAUUGGAAGUGUCUAACAAACAGCAUUGAAGUGUCUUUAAUAAAGGUCCAUUUAUAAUA
This is a messenger RNA of Eublepharis macularius, 6578 nucleotides long. It is a transcript of the gene LRIG1, whose product is annotated as leucine rich repeats and immunoglobulin like domains 1. The transcript has 19 exons. Gene Ontology annotation, molecular function: protein binding. NCBI's taxonomy places the organism in Eukaryota, Metazoa, Chordata, Lepidosauria, Squamata, Eublepharidae. The coding region runs from base 849 to 4106 and encodes 1085 amino acids. The record is from RefSeq and is a predicted model, not a curated record.